Messenger RNA from Sabethes cyaneus, 1267 nucleotides. Its product is annotated as homeobox protein 5-like. Gene Ontology annotation, molecular function: sequence-specific DNA binding. The record is from RefSeq and is a predicted model, not a curated record. Bases 1 to 1218 code for a protein of 405 amino acids. The transcript has a single exon. NCBI's taxonomy places the organism in Eukaryota, Metazoa, Arthropoda, Insecta, Diptera, Culicidae.
AUGGGAAAGAUGUCCGGAAGUCAUUGUCUGGUAAUGGGUUGCCGUAACAGGCAAUUGCUGAAUCAGACCAACACCAGAUCGUAUUUUCGAUUUCCUCGAGAUCCUGAUAUGUGCAAGCAGUGGGUCGAAUUCUGCAACCGGCCCGAGCUGUGGAAGAAAUAUGCCGAAAAUGGCCCCGAGUACCUGUACAAGAGUUCUCGAAUCUGCUCCGAUCACUUUCAGCCGAGCGAUUUCAACAAUCCAAAUCUUUUCAGUCAAGGGCUGAAAAAAGGUUCAGUGCCGACACAGUAUCCAGCCAGUAAAGAACCAAAGAAUCGCUACAGUAUUAGCGGAAUAGGACUGGGGCUGGCUGUUGGUGGUGGUGGUGGUAGUAUCGGUGGCAAUAAUUCGCCACCCAACCACCACAACAACAACAACGACAGCGAGUCACCACUCGUCAUGCCAAUGUCAACGAAGCGACCGCUGUCGUCGCCGCCUUCAGCACAGCAGCCGGUUGCCAAGCAGCGAAGAUCACUCCCCGCCGCCCUCAACCUUAGUACCAGCACCAGCAACAACCAUGCUGCCGUGAGCGGCGCGCUAGCCGGACUGAUUCAACGCCAGCAGCUGAAAGAGCAACAGCGGAAAGCGUUUGCUGCAGCCCUACAGCUCCAACAUCGACAGCAGGUACCGAACCAGCAGCAGACACGAUCGCUGCUGGCCUCGCUGAAGCAAAAACCCAACUCAAACAACAACAACAAUAACAACAACAACAACCACAUCAGCAGCAACAACAAUAAUAACAAUACCAGCAGCGGCAAACUAGCAGCUGCUGCCGCACAGGAAAAGCUCGAGGAUGAACGGGGGUACGGAAUCAACUACGUGGACAUGGACGGAGGAGAUUCCUCCGAGUACGAGUCGGGCCUGCAGAGUGCGGUGGAAAAGGAACUGGCCGCCUACAAGCAGCUGCAGCAGAUGAAGGCCGUCAAGGCGGCGGCCGCGGUUAUUCCCGCAUCGCUGAAAGCCGAACUUACCGUGACACCGGCGGUCAACCACAGCCACAGCAACGGUCACCACUCGGCGGCGGCGGCGCUGAACGGGGCGAUCAACUACAAGGAAAAGUACGAGCAAACGCUGAAGGAACUGUUCGCCUGCCGUAAGAUCGUCAAGAACCAGAACAACGCCAUCAAGCAGCUGCAGGGUGAGAUAGAUUUCCUCAACCAACUGCUGAAGGAGAAAUGAUGCCCUUUACUAGGCGGGGCCAGUAGCAAUAGGGGCAGCAGCAGCAACA